This is a messenger RNA of Peromyscus maniculatus bairdii (prairie deer mouse), 3368 nucleotides long. The record is from RefSeq and is a predicted model, not a curated record. Lineage: Eukaryota; Metazoa; Chordata; Mammalia; Rodentia; Cricetidae.
GCUAGACUUUAUUUAAGUUCAACAUUUUCUUAUUGUCAAAUGAGUGCUGCUGACACUGCUGUGAAGACCAGAAAAGUGGAGAAAUUUAUUUAUUCAGCAUCUUCAGAAAUCUACAGCAAGGCACAUCAUGUUGAGCAAUGUUUUGCUGUGGUCUCUUCAGAUAAGUCUCCUAGGGAUCAGUCUUGGCGGGAACGUCCUCAUCUGGCCAAUGGAAGGUAGUCACUGGCUAAAUAUUAAGAUAAUAAUAGACGAACUCAUAAGAAAAGAGCACAAUGUUACUGUCCUUGUGGCUUCCGGGGCACUUUUCAUCACACCGUCGAAGAGUCCAUCUCUGACAUUCGAAAUAUAUCCAGUGCCCUUUGACAAGGGAAGAGUAGAAAAUCUGAUCAAGAAUUUUGUUUUGACAUGGCUCGAAAACAGGCCAUCCCCUUCAACUAUCUGGAAGUUCUACAACGAGAUGGCCAAAGUCAUUCAGGACUUCCACACCGUGUCCAGAGGGAUCUGUGAUGGUGUUCUUAAAAAUGAAAAGCUGAUGGCAAAGCUGGAGAAAGGAAAGUUUGAAGUACUGUUAUCAGACCCAGUAUUUCCUUGUGGUGAUAUUGUAGCUUUAAAACUGGGAAUUCCAUUUAUCUAUUCCUUGCGCUUCUCUCCCGCUUCUACAGUGGAAAAGCACUGUGGAAAGGUCCCAUUCCCUCCUUCCUAUGUUCCCGCAAUUCUGUCAGAGCUCACAGACCAGAUGUCUUUCACUGACAGAGUAAGAAAUUUCAUCUCUUACCGAAUGCAGGACUACAUGUUUGAAACUCUGUGGAAGCCAUGGGAUGCCUAUUACAGCAAAGCUUUAGAUGGCAGCCAUUGGUUAAAUAUUAAAAUCCUUCUGGAAGAGUUGAUUCAAAGAAAUCACAGUGUGACUGUACUGGCUUCAUCAGAAACUCUAUUUAUCAACUCCAGUCCUGAUGCCUUUGUGCAUUUUGAAGAGAUUUCUGUUUCCUACACGAAAAGCAAAAUAGAUGAAAUAAUUGAACAUAUGAUAGCCCUGUGGCUAGACCACAGGCCUACACCUCUCACCAUGUGGACUUUCUACAAAGAGCUAGGAAAGCUCUUUGAGACUUUCUAUCAAAUUAACAUUGAGAUCUGUGAUGGUGUAUUAAACAAUCCCACACUAAUGGCAAAACUUCAGGACCAAGACUUCAAUGUGUUAAUAGCUGACCCAGUAACAAUCUGUGGCGACCUGGUGGCUCUGAAACUGGGAAUUCCGUUUGUGUAUACAUUGCGCUUCUCUCCAGCCUUUACAGUGGAGAGACACUGUGGGAAAAUCCCCGCACCGACCUCUUACGUCCCUGCAGCCUUGUCAGAGCUCACUGACCAGAUGUCCUUCGGUGAAAGGGUUAAGAACACCAUAUCUUAUUCUCUGCAAGACUAUAUAUUUCAGUCCUACUGGCGAAGAUGGAAUUCAUACUAUAGCAGAGUUCUAGGAAGACCCACCACAUUAUGUGAGACUAUGGGAAAAGCUGAGAUUUGGCUGAUGCGAACAUAUUGGGAUUUUGAAUUUCCUCGUCCAUAUUUACCAAAUUUUGAGUUUGUGGGAGGACUGCAUUGCAAACCUGCCAAGCCUUUACCUAAGGAAAUGGAAGAAUUUGUCCAGAGCUCAGGGGAACAUGGUGUUGUGGUGUUUUCUCUGGGGUCAAUGGUCAAAAACCUGACAGAAGAAAAGGCCAAUCUCAUUGCCUUGGCCCUUGCCCAGAUUCCUCAGAAGGUUUUGUGGAGAUACAAAGGAAAGAUACCAGCCACACUAGGAUCCAAUACUCGACUGUUUGAUUGGAUUCCCCAGAAUGAUCUUCUUGGACAUCCCAAAACCAGAGCUUUCAUCACUCACGGCGGAACAAAUGGAAUCUAUGAGGCCAUUUACCAUGGGAUCCCUAUGGUGGGAGUCCCCAUGUUCGCUGAUCAGCCGGACAACAUCGCUCACAUGAAGGCGAAGGGAGCAGCUGUGGAGGUCAACAUGAACACAAUGACAAGCGAAGAUUUGCUCAGCGCCGUGAGAACAGUCAUCAAUGACCCAUCUUAUAAAGAGAAUGCCAUGAGACUAUCAAGAAUCCACCAUGAUCAGCCAGUGAAGCCCCUGGACAGAGCCGUCUUCUGGAUUGAGUUUGUCAUGCGCCACAAAGGAGCCAAGCACCUUCGUGUGGCAGCGCAUGACCUCAGCUGGUUCCAGUACCACUCGCUGGAUGUGAUUGGGUUCCUGCUGGCCUGUGUGGCAUCUGCUUUAUUCUUGCUUGCAAAAUCUUGUUUGUUUGUAUUUCAAAAGUUUGCUAUGACAGGAAAGAAGAAAAAAAGAGACUAGGUCAAGGAAAAGGCAACAAAGAUCUCUGGGUUUGGUGAAGAACCAAAUGGAGUAGUCCUAGUACUUAGAGGCAGGCACAUGGAGCUGCCAAUCACCCAUUAUCAUCCCAUUUUCAAACAUCACAUGUCUAUCCUAAUCUGCAGCUAAAUUCUAGGGUGCAACAUAAUCACAUUCUCCUGAAAGUGCCUCAUCAUUCCUUUGCUAUUUCAAUGAUAGUUCUAGCAUCUUCAUGUCUUCCUGGCUCAGGGGCACUGUUGAUUUAAAUAUAUUCUUGGGGGCUGGAGAGAUGGCUCAGUGAUUAAGACCAUUAGCUGUUCUUCCAGAGGUCCUGAGUUCAAUUCCCAGCACCCCCAGGGUGGCUCACAACUCUCAGUAAUGAGAUCUGGCAUACAUGCAGACUGAAUGUCAUUUAAAAUAUAAACAAGAUAACUGAUAGCAUUCUGAAUCCUUGAGAAGAUACACAGGGCAUAUUGAAUAUUAUUUAAGGGUCACAUAACACGGACCACGCAAAUGGAGCACUGACCACAGCAAUUAGUGUAUUGUGAGGAGAUUCAUCAUUUUCUUUUUAAAUAAAAGCCAGCUUUUGUGAUUCUCUGAUGUCACAGGUACUAGAGGAUGAAUUCAGAACUGUGACAUCACAUUAUCAUAUGAAAAGUAUGUAAAAAUUGUUAGUGCCUUGAAAUUAUGAUGGUUUAUUUUCCUUAAAAUAUGUAUCUGUAUGUUCUCCAGUGAAAGGUUCUAGACACUGUCUCCAAGAAAUGAAGGGAUGAACCGAGCCAUCAUUCCCCCCCCACCCCUGAUAACCCUUACCAACAAUAUCUGAAAGGUUACUUCUGGAAAAAGUAAAAAAAAAAAAAUUAAUAUUGAAAAAUUGUCCUAAUUUCUUAAACUUUAACUUAUAGUGCUUUUGAUAGCUCUCUGUUAAUCCAUUAUACAUAAAAAAUUGUAUUGUUCAUAAUCUAUAAUCACUAUUUAUAAUGAAAUGUUUCAUUUUAUGCAAAAAUAAAUACUUAUAUUGAGAUCACUA